UGUCGUAUUACUUUAAAUCAAUGAAUUAAAGUUAAUUUUUUUAAGAAAAUGUUAUAAUUGGCGAAUGAGUGACGAGACUGAACUCUUACGAAUAAGUACACUGAUAAAUCGAUAAUGAUAGCGUAGCGCAUAUAAACCCCGCGAAUGCGAUAUCCGUAAAAACUAAAAACAAACUCUCCUCUUUCAUUACUUCAACAAGCCGACUUUCUUGCUAUCAAAAAAGUGCAAUUAGACAACAAAAAUCUUUUAUCUUCUUGUCUCUCUCGCUCCUCCUCCUAUUCCCCCCUCAAAAAAAAAAAUAAUAAUUCAGACAGACGCCAUGGAUUCAACCCCGGUAAACUGGGAAGCUUUGGAUGCUCUCAUCGUCGAAUUCGCAAAAUCCGAAAAUCUAUUGAUCGAAAACAACGAUUCUUCUCUCUCUCCUCCUCCUUCACCUUCCUCUUCCUCUCUCUCUCCUCCGCCAUCAUCAUCACCAUCACCAUCAUCUUCUCCUUCUUCUUCUUCGUAUCAAUCACGCCUAUUGAUUCGUCGGAUCAGACGCCUGUUAGAGUCUGGUGAUAUUGACUCUGCUUUGAAUCUCCUUCGUCUUCAUGCUCCUUCCAUUUUAAACGAUCACCGCCUCUUAUUUUGCCUUCAAAAGCAGAAAUUUAUUGAGUUAUUGAGGAGAGGAACUCCGGAGGAUCGCGAUUCUGCUAUUGAAUGCGUGCGCACUUCUCUCGCUCCUUGCGCUCUUGAUGCUUAUCCUGAAGCAUAUGAGGAAUUUAAGCAUAUUAUUCUUGCACUGAUUUAUGACAAAAACGACGGCAAUUCACCUGUGGCUAAUGAGUGGUCUGAAAGACGAAGGUCCGAAAUUGCUGGACUGAUGUCUUCUAUUCUGAGAGCACAUCUUCAAGCGCUUGAUCCCUUGUUCUCAAUGACAUUGAGAUACUUGAUAAGUAUACACAAGGAGUUUUGUCUUCGUCAAGGAGUCUCUUCACCCAUCUCGGACCUUACUGAAAGGUUGCUUCUUGAAGACAAAGAUGCCCCAGCAACACCGCAAGAGUCACUUCUUGAAGUGCCUCCGUUUGACGAGGUGGACAUACAAGCCCUAGCUCAUGCUGUUCAGCUUACCAGACAGGGGGCGGUUGAUAGCCUAAGAUUUGCGAAGGGUGAUUUAUUUCAGGCUUUUCAGAAUGAAAUAUGCCGCAUGAGAAUAAACGUAUCUAUUUUGGACGAGCUCGUCCAUGAGUAUUGUGUUUACAGGGGUAUAGUUGAUUCCGUCGUGCCUUCCGCUGCGCCUGGAUACCCAGCUGAGAUAGACCAUUUGAAAGCUAAUCAACUCAAUGCUACUGGUGGUUUGUCGAGUGAUAAUUUUCACGAUGUGGAUUGCGGAAAUAAUAAACACUCAGAGGAUGGAUCUUCUAUCAUUAAUGCUCAUGCUGAUGGCACCGAAAUUAGUACAGAAAUGACUAGGACUCAGGAUAUGGAUGUGGAGAUGCGAUUUCCUUGUGAGAGUGUGAGUAACCACGACAAUUGUAGCACUAGUGGAACUCAUCGAAUUAAGAAUUUGAGGAUUUGUCAAAGAAAUAGAGGUCAUGCAGUUGAAGGGAGGAGACGCAAAAGAUGGAGGGAAAGAAAUGAGGAUUUUGAUUUUCCUGCUGGCGUACAUUGUAACGAGAGUAGCAAACAAGAGGGUUUUGAAAAAUACAGUCCUUCAGAUCUAACUUACAACAAGGAAGAUAAAUGUGAGACUGUUCUGAGCAUAAAGGAUCUAGCUGAUAGAGGUAUGGCUGCUGAGGUGGUUGAAGAAGUAAAUGUGUUGGACCCUGAAUUUUUUCAACAGAAUUCCAUGUUGCUUUUCCAGCUGAAGCAGGUUGAGUUUCUGAAAUUGGUUGAUUCCGGUGAUCACUCUAGUGCUUUGAAGGUUGCAAGUUCCCAUUUGGGGCCUUUAGCAGCCAGCGACCCAGGCUUGUUAAAACCCUUGAAAGAGACGCUGUUAGCUUUGCUUAGGCCUAAUGAAAUUGCUGUUAAGAGAGAUUUGCCAUUGCAUGCUCUGGCUAGUUCACUUCAGGUUGCAAUUGGUAGGAGGCUUGGCAUCGAAGAACCUCAACUUAUGAAAGUUAUGCAGGCGACCCUGCAUACGCAUAAUGAGUGGUUUAAACUUCAAAUGUGCAAAGACCGGUUUGAGUCAUUUUUGAAGAUUGAUGCCUUGAAAGAAGUCAACAGCCUGUUACUGGCUGAUACUGUUUCUAAGUCUAGUAUUGAUGCACAUACUCAGGGGUCUUCUCAAGCAACUAUUUCGUCCAGUAGUGGGAUCCCAGAAGAUGGUAACAGUCCAACUCAAGUCUCUUCCCAGGAAGUUUGUGAUGAAGGUGCAAUAAUCAAAGUUAUGUUUUCAAUGCAGGAAUUCCUUGCACUCCCCAGGGCCGACGCGAUCCAUCUGUUGGCACAGUAUAAUGGAAAUGCCGAGACUGUUAUCCAACAAAUUUUUGCAUAGGCGAUGACCAUCAGUGUAACAUACAAAGGUAUUUAUGUGUUGCAUUGCACCGAUAAUUCUUGAGUUUGCAUUAUGUAAAUAUACGGUGGUAUCUUCUGUAUAUCCUCAUCCCACUCUUGGGUUCUUUAUUUAUUCCUACAAUUCUUUCGUGUUCAUGUACUGCUCCGGUCAAACAAUUUUUUAUAGUCUGGCGGAGUGAUUGAAUUGGUUAGCAAUCCCAUAAUGUCCGAUGGUUGGACUUCAAAAGAUCCCUAGCUUUGUGAA
Messenger RNA from Beta vulgaris subsp. vulgaris (sugar beet), 2740 nucleotides. RefSeq lists its product as uncharacterized. The record is from RefSeq and is a predicted model, not a curated record. The transcript is spliced from 12 exons. NCBI's taxonomy places the organism in Eukaryota, Viridiplantae, Streptophyta, Magnoliopsida, Caryophyllales, Amaranthaceae. Gene Ontology annotation, cellular component: cytoplasm; nucleus. The coding region runs from base 320 to 2476 and encodes 718 amino acids. Gene Ontology annotation, biological process: proteasome-mediated ubiquitin-dependent protein catabolic process.